Molecule: messenger RNA, 825 nt
Organism: Rodentolepis nana
Lineage: Eukaryota; Metazoa; Platyhelminthes; Cestoda; Cyclophyllidea; Hymenolepididae
Source: the annotation of a GenBank genome assembly
AUGGUUGACGUGUUUAAUCGCCGUGAAGAGCUUUUGGGAAAGUUAGAGGAUGUUGCUGAUAGAGUUGUCAGACGCAGUCGGCACUAUCUUCCCCAUAUCGCCCGUUUAUGUCUUGUUUCGACUUUUUUAGAAGAUGGCUUUCGCUUACUCACACAGUGGUCUGAACAAAUUGAUUUCAUUCGUCACGUUUGGGGAGUGGGCAAAUUUAUAUCCGCGAUUUUUAUUCUCGCUAACAUUUUCCUUCAAUUUUCCGGUUCCGCCUCCGUCAUGUUACGUUAUAAAGUUCGAGCAGGUUGUGCGAUUCUUAUGUUAACUGUGGUGAUACAGACCAUUGGCUACAAUAUUUUAACUCGCAUCUUCCUUAUGCGAAAUCUUUCACUUGUUGGAAGUCUCCUUUUGCUCCUUGCUGAAGCUAACCAAGACUCUAAAAGCCUUCUUGCUGGAUUACCCUCGGUUGGGAAUGAAAACCGAUCCAAACAGUAUCUGCAACUUGGUGGUCGGAUCCUUGUUGUAUUGAUGUUCCUUACUCUAAUUCACUGGAGUGGAAGUUUCUUCUAUCUCAUCCAAUCAAUUCUCAACCUAGUUCUCAUUCUCCUCGUCGCUGUAGGCUAUAAGACAAAACUCUGUGCUAUCAUCUUAGUCACUUGGUUGACAUGCAUGAAUUUCUACUACAAUAACUUCUGGUCAAAUUACACUGAUGAGAUUAUGUGGGACUUCUUGAAGUAUGAUUUCUUCCAAACUUGGUCUGUGAUUGGUGGUCUCAUGUUGAUUGUUGCCCAUGGUCCUGGCGGAGUGUCGGUUGAUGAUUAUAAGAAGGAGUGGUAA